This is a messenger RNA of Lycium ferocissimum, 1923 nucleotides long. RefSeq lists its product as uncharacterized. The transcript has 6 exons. The coding region runs from base 282 to 1658 and encodes 458 amino acids. Gene Ontology annotation, biological process: lipid catabolic process. NCBI's taxonomy places the organism in Eukaryota, Viridiplantae, Streptophyta, Magnoliopsida, Solanales, Solanaceae. The record is from RefSeq and is a predicted model, not a curated record.
ACAUAUUCUUGUAAAUUAUUACAACCCCACUUGAUAAUUUCCACUCACAAACCUCUCAAAAACACAAUCUUUUACAUACCCAUAUUUAUAUUACAGAUUUUUAAUAGUUCUACUUACAUUCUUGAAUUUUUUCCACUUUCAUUCAAUCUUGAAAAUCACAUAUUAUUACAACCCCACUUGAUAAUUUCCACUUACAAACCUCAAAAACACAAUCUUUAGUUAAAAAUUACAUAUUUUUAGCAGUUCUUGAUUUUGAUUUUACACAUUUUAAGCUUUAAUUAAUGUCAGUUGCUUGUGGAUUUGAAUGUGUAGUAGUGUUAGGAUGUAUGCGUUGGGUAUGGAAACGUUGUACUUACAUAGGUAAUGAUGACAGUGCCACGUGGCCUCCAGCAACCUACGAUGAAUUUGAACCUAUUCCUCGUCUUUGUCAAACAAUUCUAGCUGUUUAUGAAGAUGAUCUUCAUAACCCAAAAUUUCCACCUGAAGGAGGUUAUAAGCUUAAUCCUGACUGGGCUGUGAAACGUGUUGCUUAUGAAGAAACACUUGGUAAUGCUCCACCUUAUUUGAUUUACCUUGAUCAUGACCACCAUGAGAUUGUUGUAGCCAUUAGGGGUUUAAAUUUGGUUAAAGAAAGUGAUUAUAAAUGCUUGAUGGAUAAUAAGCUUGGGCAACAGAUGUUUGAUGGUGGGUAUGUGCAUCAUGGUUUGUUGAAGGCAGCAAUUUGGAUGUUGAACAAAGAAUCCGAGACUUUAAAAAGGCUUUGGGUUGAGAAUGGGAAGAGUUACAAGAUGAUCUUUGUUGGGCAUUCUUUGGGUUCUGGAGUUGCAUCUUUGUUGACUAUAAUUGUGGCGAAUCACGGGGGUAAAUUAGGGGGUAUCCCGAGGAGUUUAAUCAGUUGCUAUGCUGUUGCUCCUGCUAGGUGUAUGUCGCUCAACUUGGCUGUUAAGUAUGCUGAUGUUAUACACUCAGUGGUUUUGCAGGACGAUUUCUUACCAAGAACACCCACCCCACUGGAAGAUAUAUUCAGAACUGUCUUCUGUUUACCGUGCUUGUUAUUUUUGGUGUGCUUGAGAGAUACCUUCAUACCUGAAGAUAGGAAGCUUAGAGAUCCAAGAAGAUUAUAUGCACCUGGUCGAAUGUAUCACGUUGUUGAAAGAAAAUUUUGCAGAUGUGGGAGAUUCCCUCCAGAUGUUAGAACUGCUAUCCCAGUUGAUGGAAGAUUUGAACAUAUUGUGCUGUCCUGCAAUGCAACAUCGGAUCAUGGAAUUAUAUGGAUACAAAGAGAAUCAGAAAAGGCAUUAGCAAGACUCAAGGAGGCUAGUUCUGAGGCACCGACGACCCCACCGCCAGUACAGAAAAUUGAAAGGCAGCACACACUAGAAAAAGAACAUAAAAAGGCACUAGAAAGAGCUGUUACUUUAAAAAUUCCACAUGCGGUGCCAAAAGAUGCAGAGGAGGAACCCUUAGUGCAUAAAGAGGAAGAAUCAGCACGAGGAGUAACAGAGGCGGCUUCUCCCAUAAAAGGCGAAGAAGAUGCAUCCACAAGUACAGGCCAUUCUGCUGAUGUAAGAACUAACUGGAAUGAAGUAGUUGAAAAACUUUUCACGAGAGAUGAAACAGGGAAGUUAACACUGAACAAAGAAGCAAGUGGUGAAUAACGACUCUCUCUGAACGCUUUCUCUGUUAUUUUUUUCUUCAAAUUUUUGUGGUACUUGAAGCAAAGUAUUAGCAUUCAUGUUUCCACUAUUCUUUGUAUCCAUUGGUCAUGUACAUUUUUCUUUUGUAAAGCAAUAUCUUAAAAUAGAAUGUACAAUUCUAAAGCCCCAGAUACAGGGGAAUAGAAACAGACUUAGAAAGAAACGAUGAUUGGUUGUAAUUGCAUUUUUGUUUUGUAUGAAAUGCUUUUGUAUAGUUUGCUCGUGU